AUGCACGAGAAAGGUGUUACAAAAUCACAACAUAUGUUAGUACCUAAUGUAAGAAAUGAAGAUAUACCUGCCAAAAAAUUGCCACAACAUAUUGCCAGUUUUUCAUCAUGUCUUGGAGCAUUAGUAGCUGGUCUGAUACUAGGAUGGACCUCCUCUGCUGGUAUUGAUGGAAAGUCACUAGAAUCUGUAUACAAUAUAGAAAUAUCUCCAACUGACUUUUCAUGGAUUAGUUCAAUAGCUACACUUGGAGCAGCAGUGAUGUGCAUUCCUACCGGAAUCCUCUGUGAUAAUGUGGGGAGAAAAAAUACAAUACUUGCAAUGAUAGUACCCCUUACUAUAUGCUGGCUGUUUAUCAUUUUUGCCAACUCAGUACUUAUGUUUUAUGUCGGUAGAUUCAUGGGUGGUAUUAGUGUUGGAGCUUUUUGUGUAGCCUUACCUAUAUACACCACAGAAAUAGCCGAGGAUAAGAUUCGUGGAAGUUUAGGAUCUUAUUUUCAGUUACUCUUUGCUGUAGGCAUUUUAUUAUCUUAUAUAAUUGGAAGUUUUGUCAACAUGUAUACAUUAUCUAUUAUAUCUGCUAUUACGCCGUUUAUAUUUUUUGGAACUUUCAUAUUCAUGCCAGAAUCGCCUAUACAUUAUUUGCAAAAAGGCGACGAAGAUUCCGCGAGAAAAAGUUUAAUUAAAUUACGCGGCGAUAAAUACAAUGUAGAGGGCGAAUUGCGAAAGCAACGGAAAAUACUAGAAGAAAAUGCUAAGAUCAAAAAAUCGUUUUUCGUUUCGAUAAAAUCGAAGGCUACUAUAAAAGGUUUCAUAAUUUCUUAUGGCCUCAUGUUUUUUCUACAAUUCUGCGGUAUAAAUGCGAUUAUCUUUUACGUUGGCAUUAUUCUCAAAGAAACUGGGAGUACUUUAAACGCCAGUAAUUCAAGUAUUAUUGUAGGUGUAAUGCAAGUAGUAACUGUCGUUGCAAGUGCGUUGGUGGUAGAUCGUGUAGGUAAAAGAAUAUUGUUGCUCUUGUCUGCAGUAUUCAUGUGCCUAUCAACUGCUGCUCUUGGAGUAUAUUUCUAUCUUGUAGAAAACGGGAAGGAUGUUGAUGCAAUUAAUUGGUUACCUUUGGCAUCAGUAUGCGUCUUUAUUAUCGCGUAUAACGUCGGUUUUGGCCCUAUCGCGUGGGUGAUGCUGGGUGAACUUUUCGUACCAGAGGUAAAAGGUGUAGCUGCAAGUAGUGCCGCUGUUUUAAGCUGGUUAUUUGCUUUUAUUAUAACUAAAUGUUACGACGAUGUAAAAGAAGCCAUUCAUACGGGACCUACAUAUUGGAUACUUUCUGCAAUAAGUGCUGUUGGAACUUUGUUUGUAUACUUCGUAGUUCCCGAGACUAAAGGCAAAUCUUCGAUAGAAAUCCAGCGAGAAUUGAAUAGCUCGUGA
Molecule: messenger RNA, 1422 nt
Organism: Megachile rotundata (alfalfa leafcutting bee)
Lineage: Eukaryota; Metazoa; Arthropoda; Insecta; Hymenoptera; Megachilidae
Product: facilitated trehalose transporter Tret1 pseudogene
Source: RefSeq, a predicted model, not a curated record